UUCAGUUUGCUUUUAGUAAUGGUGCCAUGCUUCGUGGUUGACAAUAUGUGGAAUUCCAUACCUACUCCUGUGAGUUUUUGGCCGGCAUCUCUGGAAACUCAAACCACGACUGAUUUUCAUACAGCGUGGCCUCGUUUCCCCGCUACGGUGCCUGCUUCUCGGCCCACGUUUGUGGCCGCGGACCGCGCCGCCACAGUGGUCUCUUCGUUGGGUCUACCGCCAUUUUACGUCCCGCCUUUUGAAAACCAGACUGCAAGAUACGGUUCUUUUCACAGCAGCAUUGGCUCCAAGAAACAAAGCAGAAAGGCCUCCCUGCAGAGGUCUGUGCUUGGUUUGGUGAAUUCUCAUCAGUAUUUGGAUCUGAGUGGCUCUGAGCUGCUGCGCUGGUACCUGUGUUUGUCGCUGGAGGACAGGAAGAUCAUACAGGAUGAAGGAGGUUUCCGUCAGUUCCUGCAGAGCCAUCCCAGCCUGGACUUGUACCAGAAUCAGGUUUCUGUGAAGUAUCCGUUUGGAAGCUCCGGUAUUCCUCAGCCGACCGUGACAUCCAGCCAGAAUGAGUGUGGAACGUAUGGACCGAGGAUGUGCAUGUGUGAAGAAUGUUGCCAAACUUGGCAGCAACUUCCCAGGAACGUCAGGGAGAAUGUAUCUCUGAUUGGGUUUUGCAGCAGCAGUGAAGCACAAGAUUACCUCUGUGAAGAGCCGGUCCACCAGGUCUACAGCUGUCCCUUCACACAGAAUACACACUUGGACAGGAUGGACAGCAGCAGCAUCAGUCCGGCUGCGUGCUGCUCGUCUCUGGAGAGAUGCUGGCAGAAAAAGCUCAGGGGCCAAAGUUCAGCAACAUGCGUUCAGAGUGGAGACGUCUCCAAACCUGGAGCCGGUCCAUCGAAGCCAGAGUGGCCAACGAGAACCGGAGAUCACCAAGGUGUGGACAGGAUCCAGAACUCUCAGUCCAGUGAUGUGUGCAUCAUCCAGCCGGUGCCAACUGAGGAAAAGGGUCCAAUCCACAGCAUCAUUACGGAAGAUGGGAGCAUCCUCACCUGUCUGCCCAGCACAGACAGGCAAGAGUGUCUCGGUGGGGUUCCCUCACUCCCGGCCCCCAUCAACUGUGAGACCCUAACGUCUGAUCAGUCAUUCAUCGGGAGGAGGGACACCGCAGAGAAAUCCACCUCCACCUAUACUCAAACCUGCGACGUGAUGGUGAGCACUGAGCUGCCGCCUCCAUGUACGUCGACUCACACCCAAACCAAAGCUCCAGAAACCUCCGAUCAGUACGUCAUCACUGAGGUCUACAUGUCAGACAUGGACUACCUGACCGAGAAAUUCAUCAAACUGAAGAUGUCUCAGGAAGCGAAGGAGAAAACCAGAAGGGGCAGCAGCCUUCCCCGCCCAUCCAGAAAACUCCGCAUGCAUGUUGUUGUAUCGGGACAGACAGGAAGGAAGCACAGGAAGAGAUGUUCUGGUUGUCGGAGGAGAACAGUUUGCGACUGUUUGCAGCGAGCUCAGCAGGCAGAGCUGAGUCUGCUCGCCCUGCAGUACAUCAUGUGCCGACAGCACUGCUGCAGACUCUUCUUCACCUCUGCUGAGCGAACCCAGCUCCACACCUCGACGGACGACGCUCCUGCAAACGUCGUCGGCAUUCUGCAGAAACUGGACUCUGACUUUGAGCAGAUGAAGCAUCAGAUCCUGACGGGGGUUCCUCUGGAGCAGCUGCAGCCUCUGUCUGUUGACUGUGUGAAGAUCACCACAGGUGGACGCUACGUCCCCGCUCAGGUCGUCGGUGACGUGUUGGGAAGCGUUUCCACUCGGUCGUCUGAGGAGCAACAGAAGAAGGAAACAGCUGAAGAGACGGGAAAAUUCUCCCAGGUCAGACAGAGAAAGUUAAAACAAGCCAAGAAGGACGGAGAGCAGACGAGGAGAUCUGCCACUCUGGUGCCCAGCAGCAGAUACAUCAGCCCAAACAGGAAGCCUGAGAGUGAGAGUAAAACCUGCCCAGCAGCACAGAAGGACGAGGUCAGCAGCUGUGAGAUGUGGUACGAUGCUGAGGAGGUCCUGGAGCUUCCAGCUGCAGACCAGACUCUGGAUAAAUCACAUCACAGCUGGAAAUGUGAAGAUUUCACAACCGCUUCAGGUCAUCAUGAGUGUGUGUUGGAUGCAGAAUCAGUGUGUGAGGAGGCCGGCAGCUCAGAGCUGGACGUGUCCACCCUGCAGAGUCACACGACGGAGCGUGGUGUGAAGCAGUUGUUGGAGAAAUUCCAGCCGUCGGAGGUCAGGAAUGAUUCCAGCUGAUGGCUCAGCUCCAGCACCGAGAGCAGGAAGGUGGUCCCGGUGCUGAGGGAGCCCGUUGGUCCUGAAACCUGGACGCCGUGACUGUUGACGGAGGAGCACCAGGACGUCCUCAGAGGCCUUCAGGGCCAUCAGGAAACUCCUGUUGCCUCCAGGGUUUUGUGGUUUGCAGUUAUUUGUUCAAUUAUAAGUUCUUAAAGAAGAGGAGAAAUAAAUCUGUUCUUUUUUUGUUGCUGAGAGCAGAAAUCUGAUUCCUGGAAGUUGUGACCUGAAAGCUCAGAAGGCCUCACACGGUGCAGCCUCUGGAUUUACGUCAGCAGCUCAUGUAGUUUAAAAGAAAUUAAGUUUAAGGUCACUGACAGUUACACAAGCAAAGAGUUUUAUUUUGUUUCGUGCCAUUUGUUAAUAAAAC
Molecule: messenger RNA, 2698 nt
Organism: Melanotaenia boesemani (Boeseman's rainbowfish)
Lineage: Eukaryota; Metazoa; Chordata; Actinopteri; Atheriniformes; Melanotaeniidae
Gene: rbm44
Product: RNA binding motif protein 44
Exons: 20
Coding region: 19-2289 (756 amino acids)
Source: RefSeq, a predicted model, not a curated record